Messenger RNA from Closterium sp. Naga37s-1, 2178 nucleotides. NCBI's taxonomy places the organism in Eukaryota, Viridiplantae, Streptophyta, Zygnematophyceae, Desmidiales, Closteriaceae. The record is from the annotation of a GenBank genome assembly.
AUGAUGGCGAGAAGGUCCGCGUCGCGGGGAGGGCAAGCCGGCGCCUUCCCCGCGGCCCUGUCCACGGAGCAUCGCGGAAGCUUCCGCGCGGACGACGCCGAGCGCAAGGCGCACCACCCGUCCCUCCACAAGAUUCCCCGCGGCGCGCGCGUCGUUCUUUUAGCAGGCACCGUUAUAGUCACGCUUCUCGGGUUUGCCGCGUUCGCGUUUUCAGGGUCCUUCCGCCAAGCCCUGCUGAGUCAGCUCCGCCCGUCUUCCGCCAAUCCUUCCGCCGACCUCGCGCUCGAGGUCGAUUCCGCAGCUGUUUCCCGCGGGGAUGCGCAGGUGGCGGAGGAGGGAAUCGGGGAGGCCCGCGCAGCGGAAGGGGAAGGACCCUCAAUCAAACGUGGACUCACGCUCACGCUCACGCUCACUCCUGCCUCCUGCCUGCCUACCAACCAGGGCGUGCCAGCAACUCACCUCAUCGCGGAUUCAGACUCCCUCGCCUGUGCCCUCGUGGUGCGCCGCGCCUGCCACUUCUGGUCGCCUAUCGGCCUCCCCACCCCCUCUUCCUCUGCCUCUGCUGCUGCUGACGGUGCUGCUGAUACUGCUGAUGGUGGUGCCAGUAGUGGCAGUGGGAGUAAAGCCACCAUGACCCACGGGCACUACAGUGGGUACUGGUACAGCAUGGACGGCAGGGAUUUGUCUCUUCUGCGCUCCAAUGAUGACGUGGUCCAGGAGAAGAUGGGCAUCUUUCUGUCAGCAGAGCAGCGCGAUCAAAUACUGCAGCAGCAGUGCAAGCUGGGCCACAAGCCGCCAGAGUGGGCAGAUGUGACCUCCCCAGGGAGGCAGCUACCCAGGUACCGCCGGGCAGUGAUGUCACCGCACGACUCGUUCCUGGGGCACUUCUGGGAGCGCGUGGGCGUGCUGGCGGAGCUGCUCCUCGCCCUCCAUGAUGGGGAUGGUCUGGGCGGUGGGGUGGAUGGGGAGGGGGGAGAGGAGGGGGGUGAUGGGGAAGGGAGGAAUGAUGGUGGUUCCAGUGCUGAUGGCGGCGCUGCUGAUUCUGGUGUUGAGGAGAGUGGGGCAGCAAGAGGAGGGGAGGGAGAGGAAGAAGGGACAGUGGGGGAAGUGAUGUUUGGCACCGACAUUGAUGUCGGCACGUUCGCCGGCAAUCUGAGCCGCAUUCUCUUUGGUGGCGCCACGCCUCUCAUUCCCGGUCGCCGCCUGCACUGGGGGAAUGAGCCCCACCUGUGCUUUGGGGAGGUCAUCUUCCCUCUCCACACCGCUUAUUCCAUGAACGCCACAGAGUAUGUGAGGAGGAAGGCGUAUGCCUGGGCGGACGCCCGACUCACUGCUGCCGUCACUGGCGCCACUGCUGAAGGUACCAGUAAUGCCGAUGGUGCUGCUGGUGCUGCCACUGGUGCUGAUGCUGGUGGGGAGGAGGAGGAAGAGGCAGAGGAUGGGGAGGAGGCAGAGCAGCGGCUGCAGCAGCGGAGGGAGGCGGAGGAGAAACGUAGAGAAGAGCAGCUGUCUAAGCUGCCCUCUCCGUUGCAGGUGACAUGGCUGUACCGGUCCAAUCGUCGCACCAUCACAAACGUGGGAGACGUGCUGCAGCUGCUCACAGCGCACUUUCGCAUGCCCAUCCACAUUAUCGAACUCUCCGAAUCUACACCGUUCGACCAGGUGGUUCACACGAUGCGGCACACAGCCUUUGCCAUGGGAAUGCACGGCUCGGCCCUCGCGAACCUCAUCUUCCUGCCCUCCGGGGCGUCAGCCCUGGAGCUCAUCCCCUACAAGUACCGCUACUUCCCCUACCUCACCAUCGCACCUCUUUUCAACAUAAACUACCACCAAUGGACCAAUGAGAAGCGCGAAUUCGCGUCGUUCGACGACGGGUGUUUUGAAGGGAAGUGGGCGAAGCUGAGUCCGUCGGACUGUUGGAAGUUAAAGCCGUGCUUGCGCUGUGUGCGGGACCAUGCGCGCACGCAUGUGGAUCCUGAGAGCAUUGGGCCUGUGCUAGCUGAUAUUGGACGAGAGGUGCGCAUAUGGAUUGGCAUCUACGUCUUCGCCUCCACCACCUCCCGACUCAACCCAGCCACCUUCCAGAGCACCACCUUCCCCUCCUCCACAGCAUGCCACGAACUUAUCCAUGUGCCAGCACAGCAGAUGCAGCCACAUCGCUCCAACCCUCGCCCCUGA